AAAGAAAUAAUCCCAAAUUAACAUACUCUCUAUUUUUAGGGCAGUUUGUUUUUAGGAAAAUGCUAGGGUGCCACCACACCACAUGGGUGUUAACAUGCACCAUAGAUAAACAUAUGCCUAUCUAUGCAUGAGUGAGAGAAAGAUGAACAGGAAGGAGGAGAAACGAAGAAAAUUCCAUGAAGGCCUGCUAAAAUUGCUUUAUCCGCCUCCAUCGUUGCCUCCUGAUCACCCAGCAACGGAAAGUAGCGAAGAAGAAGCCCCCUCCAUCAUCGACUUGGAUAUUGUUCGAGACGAAUCUGAGAAUGAAAGGAGUUCUUCUUCCUCUAGCGAUCGGGACAUGGGAUUUGAAGCUGGGAAACUAACUAGGGCUCAGAGGAAGCGCAUUCGCAGAGCGAAGCUCAAGGAAGGGGCUUCCCGUCGCCGGAAAAUUAUCGGCCCUUUGUUGCCUGAAGCAAGCGAUGAGAUUGGAGUUUCUGGUGCGGAGAUCGUAGAGGAGCACCCUCCAUGUGUUCGUCAAAAUGCGUCCUCGCCAGUGUAUUGUUUACCAGAAGAGGCGACACGAUGUACAAUGAAGAAGAAUAAGUUAAAGAAAAGAAGAGCCAUCAAGAAGUCAGGAAGUGCGAGUUCGAACAUUGUGGGGCAUGCCAAGUAGUGAUGAUUGUGUUGCUCCACGCCUCCUUCCAUUCAACGAUACAGUCUCCCAGGAGAACUGAUAGGAAUUUUAGCCGACAAAUGACUCCUCGCUAUGGAUCCACUUGCAAUGCAAUAAUGUGCUCCCCUGAUGUUGUAGUGCCGCUGAUGUGUUUUUUAAUACUCCGUAUUAUUAUCCAUUGUGGGAGGGAGCAAUUUAUGUUCACUAUGUAUAACUGUUAAUUAUAAUUAAUUUUAGACCUUUCU
Cuscuta campestris is the source of this 897-nucleotide messenger RNA. The record is from the annotation of a GenBank genome assembly. NCBI's taxonomy places the organism in Eukaryota, Viridiplantae, Streptophyta, Magnoliopsida, Solanales, Convolvulaceae.